Aspergillus ibericus CBS 121593 is the source of this 1775-nucleotide messenger RNA. RefSeq names its product homeobox protein meis. The transcript has a single exon. Gene Ontology annotation, molecular function: DNA binding. The record is from RefSeq and is a predicted model, not a curated record. Lineage: Eukaryota; Fungi; Ascomycota; Eurotiomycetes; Eurotiales; Aspergillaceae. Gene Ontology annotation, biological process: regulation of DNA-templated transcription. Bases 18 to 1571 code for a protein of 517 amino acids.
GCCGGCUUACCAUCCAGAUGGAGCACGCUCACGCGCUCCCUAAAUUAUGUAACGACAUUCUGUCCCUACCGCCCCUAGACGAAGGCCUAGCCUAUCCUGCCAGCGUGGACCCCAUCUUCGCCCUGCCCUCGGAGCUGGACGCCUCAUCCUGCGAAGCCCCAGAUGCACUCGGUGACAGUGGUCCUUCUCGUCCCCGCAAUCAUCAACGACUCUCCGGCGAUGCCGUGAGAACCCUCAAAACAUGGCUCAAAAGCCACCCCAACAACCCCUAUCCCACGUCCCAGGAAAAGGAUGACCUGGAGCAACAGACCGGGUUGACUCGUACGCAAAUCUCCAACUGGUUCAUCAACGCUCGUCGACGCAAGCGAUCCACCGGGUACAUGGCUAUCCCACAGGGCCAGUCUCUCCUCUCCCCUAUGGAACGCUGGAGACACUCGCCCCCCGAAAGCGAAGCCGCCGCAACCGACGACAUCUUACGCGCUCUGGCCGACCCCGACAUCCCCGCCUUCCCGGGUAGCUCGCCGUACGGGGUACCGCAGUAUGCCUUGUCCAGCAAUGACUCCAGCGGUUCAUUCAUCCUCGGAGAGCCCUCCAGCAGCUGCGGACACAGCCAGUCCUCCAGCUCAGAGAUCUCCAUCGCCUUAUCGCACCGGCCUCCCCAGCGCCCUCCCACCCCGCUGCAUCGCGCACAACCUCGUCGCCGCCGACGGAAACACGUCCGCCACGCCAACCGCCUCCAGGAUACCCGCCGACCCUACCAGUGUACCUUUUGCGCGGACACCUUCGCGACCAAAUACGACUGGCAGCGGCACGAACAGGCCCUGCACCUGCCCGUAGACCAAUGGCGAUGCGCCCCGGACGGUGGCCUCAUCGACCACGACGGCACCCCUAUGUGCAUCUUCUGCCAGGAGCUCGGCGUCGACGAAGACCACCUCGAAAAGACCCACAACUACAGUAUCUGCCGCGACAAACCAGCCGAACAGCGCACCUUCACCCGCAAAGACCACCUCCGACAGCACCUGAAACUCACCCACCACGUAGACGGCCUCCAUCCCGCCAUGACCUCCUGGCGGGAGACGCGAGACUCCAUCCUCUCGCGCUGCGGAUUCUGCACCGCGACGUUCCACACGUGGCCUGACCGCGUUGACCACGUCGCCGAGCACUUCAAACACGGCUCCGACAUGAAGCAGUGGACGGGCGACUGGGGAUUCGAACCGGCAGUGCAGCGUCUCGUGGAGAAUGCCCUCCCGCCGUAUCUGGUCGGCCGGGAAUGGCAUACCCCGGAUCCGUGGCGGACGUCGGAUGUGCUUGGAAUGCCCGGGGAGGAGGAGGAUGAAGAAAUCCCGUUUCAUUGGGAUGUGCCGAAUGCGUUGGAUCGGUAUUACAAUGUCCAUCGGGAUCUGUUGGCGUAUAUUCGGGAUCAGAUGGCGGCGGGGAUGCGGCCGUCGGAUCAGAUGAUUCAGGAUCGCGCGAGGGUGUUUGCGUAUGAGAGUGAUGAUCCGUGGAAUCAGACGUAUGCCGAUGAUCCGUUUUGGUUGGAGAUGGUGAAGCAGGAGGCGGGGUUGGUUUAGUUGGUUAUAUGUAGAUGAUCUUUCUGCUUCAUUUUGUUUCCGAGAAGUGGAUGCGCUAGCGUUGUUUGUAUGAUUUAUCUUCAUAUUCAGCGUCGUCCCUCGGUGAACUAUUUCUUAUGGCCUUAUACAUCGAACUCGAUCAAGAGCAUGUUCUAUCAUAUGUCAGAGGGUAAAGAGACGUCCCGGUCAGGACGAGAAUAGUCG